Coregonus clupeaformis (lake whitefish) is the source of this 1246-nucleotide messenger RNA. Its product is annotated as protein FAM167A. The record is from RefSeq and is a predicted model, not a curated record. NCBI's taxonomy places the organism in Eukaryota, Metazoa, Chordata, Actinopteri, Salmoniformes, Salmonidae. The transcript is spliced from 2 exons. Bases 269 to 610 code for a protein of 113 amino acids.
GCCGGUCCCACACCAAGCAGGGAAUGGGAUGAGUGAGGCAGCUGGACAGAAGCACACUAACUUCUGCUGAGAAACAGAGGGAGGAAUCCUGCUCCUGCAGCGAGGGAAGACGAGGAGGACGAUAGACAGGAGGAGGAAAACUGAGAGGACGGUGGGUCCAGUCGAUUGAGACAAGUGAAGGAGCGAGGGGGGAAAAAAGGAGAAAAAACAACAAAAGUAGGACAAAAAAUAUAUAUUGGAGACUAGCGGUGCCUCCUUGGAAGGCAGCAUGAAUCGAGACAGUCAAAGUGAGGACACUUUGUCAACCAUGGUUCUGGAGAACAUCAAGAACAAACUGAUUCACGCAUUCAGGACCACUGGUGAACCACGGGAUGCCCCUGAGUCUACUACUGGUCCCAUCAGCAUUGGCAGGAGUUACCAAGCCAACGAGGAACUGCGGAGAGCUAAAAUAGAUGGAGCCAUAACCUGGCUAAGAUCUGAACUGCUGGAAAUGCGCUCUCAGGACCAACAGCUGGCCCAGACCCUGCUGGGACUCAACAAUGAGAUCCAGAGACUGAGGCGGGAGAGUAUGUCUGGGGCUCUGGAGCCAGAGGGGGAUGAACACCACUAACCAACCCCACCCAGUACACCUCCCCAGGGGGAAACAGAGAGUGAGGGUGGGGGUAUCCUGAUGGAAGUUCCUGGAACCCUGUCUGAACCCAUGACCAGAAUGUCCUUCGGCAUUUCUAAGACAGAUAUGUGGAAGUGUUAUACAAAAGAGACCCUUGCUGGAUGGAAUGAGGAUUCCCUUGUAAAGGUCACAUGGCACGAUUGAUGUUGUCUGUGAGGGACCAAUGGACUGGAUAUGAUUUGAUGAGUAAUAGUCAUAAGAAUGUUCCAAACUUGUGAGGUAGUGUUCAAUGUUGCAUGCAAAAUUGCACAUUAGAAAACCCAAUUUUGAUGUAAACAAUUGGACAAAUGGGGUUUGAUCUUUUGACAUUGUUGUGUGACUCCAGACCCUGAGGACUGAGGAGUAGUGUGCUGGAUGAUCAGCGGUCACUGAAGGGUUUGAAACGUUGUGAUGAUGUCCAAGCCUCGCUAUGGACCCCAGGAAGAGUAGCUGCUGCUUUUGCAACAGGUAAUGGGGAUCCAAAUAAAAUCCUAAAUAUACUGUUCAAGGUAGGCUAUGAUUCCCUGUAGCUCAGUUGGUAGAGCACGGCGCUUGCAACGCCAGGGUUGUGGGUUCGUUUCCCACAGGGGGCCAGUA